AAAUGCCACAUAAACUUAUCAAAAACACCAAAAUCAUCAUUUUCAUUGAAGAGGGUCUUUAAAUGCUCUUUAUGCACCGAAACUCCACUUUCUGUUUUCAAGGAAACGCCUCCGGAACCCGCGCAUGCGCUCUCUGCUUCCGCCCAGCCACAUUUGCGGGUUUCAUUUGAACCCGCAGGAUGUUCACGGGGGUUUUCGCGGUUCUUUCCACGGUCCGCGGUGCUCAGUGAAGCUGUGAGCGCGGCUCAGAUUCGUUCCUCGUUGAAUGGAUCUACGCUCGAAUUCGACUCUUUCAGAAAAACGUUUCACCGACAGUAUGGAGGCAGCGGCGACGAGUUUAAGCGCAGGCUGCUGAGUUUUCAGGAAGCUGCUGUGCGUCACACACACUUGAACUCAUUUUCCACAGAACCGCAGUCCGCCACUUACGGCAUCAACCAGUUCUCCGACCUGUCUCAGGAGGAAUUCAGGGAUAUAUAUUUGCAAGCGAUUGGUGUCAGAGCCCCCCCCUUCUCUGGACUGCCGACGGAGGGGCUCCCAGCCAGAUUUGACUGGAGAGACAAAGCGGUUGUGGCACCGGUCCAGGACCAGCUAGCAUGCAGCAGCUGUUGGGCCUUCAGCGUGGUGGGUGCUGUGCAGUCUGCUCGUGCUGUGGGGGGGUCACCGCUGCAGCAGCUCAGCGUGCAGCAGCUCCUGGACUGUUCCUUCACCAACAAAGGCUGUGGUGGAGGCUCCCCCACCGCCGCUCUGAGCUGGCUUCAACAGACCAGAGAGAAGCUGGUGUCUGCAGGAGACUAUCCGUACCAGGCCGAGGCGCGGAUCUGCCGUUUCUUCUCCCAGACACACCACGGCGUUGCUGUGAAGAACUUUACUGUCCAUAACUUCAGAGGUCAGGAGCCGGCCAUGAUGGCUCAGCUCGUAGAGCGCGGGCCUCUGGUGGCUGUUGUGGAUGCUGUCAGCUGGCAGGAUUACCUGGGAGGCAUCAUCCAGCACCACUGCUCCAGCCAGUGGCCCAACCACGCCGUUUUAGUGGUGGGAUAUGACACUUCAGGAGAAGUUCCAUACUGGAUCGUGCAGAACUCCUAGGGAACUGCAUGGGGGAACGAGGGCUAUGUUUACAUAAAAAUGGGUGGAGACCUUUGUGGUAUCGCAGACGGCGUGGCCGCCGUCUCUGUCUGACAGCUGUGUGUUAAUAAUUACCCCGCUGCGACCUUGUGUGAGCCGGCACGCGGAGGCGUUUAGUUGUCUGAAAACAGCCUUCACCUCUGCUGCUCAUCACCUUUACUGUACACAUUAUGCAUUACAUUAAAUACAGUUAUGAACAGGACUGAGAUUUACAUUUGUACACAAGGAUUGCAUUAAUCACAGCAUAAAUACAUAAAAUGAUUAUUUAUAGAAUACUAUACAGAAUAUGUAUAUAUUUUGUUUAAGAAACUUGUGUUUUUUUUCCACAUUGCAAUAAAACAAAUGAAUUCA
Oryzias melastigma (Indian medaka) is the source of this 1473-nucleotide messenger RNA. It is a transcript of the gene ctso, whose product is annotated as cathepsin O. Gene Ontology annotation, molecular function: cysteine-type endopeptidase activity. The record is from RefSeq and is a predicted model, not a curated record. NCBI's taxonomy places the organism in Eukaryota, Metazoa, Chordata, Actinopteri, Beloniformes, Adrianichthyidae. The transcript has 9 exons. The annotation marks the transcript as partial. Gene Ontology annotation, cellular component: lysosome.